Ostrinia nubilalis (European corn borer) is the source of this 442-nucleotide messenger RNA. RefSeq lists its product as uncharacterized. The record is from RefSeq and is a predicted model, not a curated record. The transcript is spliced from 4 exons. NCBI's taxonomy places the organism in Eukaryota, Metazoa, Arthropoda, Insecta, Lepidoptera, Crambidae. The coding region runs from base 82 to 411 and encodes 109 amino acids.
ACAGUGUUAUAAAUUGCUCUCUGGGUAGAUUUGGUUUAAUAGUUUUUUAGCUUCGAACAAGGACACAUUAUUUUGAUCAGAAUGCGUUUGUCAGUGGUGAUAGUUUGUGUUUUCAUCUUCGCAUGCGUAGACGCAAGAGUUGGCCAAUAUUCCCCGGAACAGUUAAAAAACAACCCAAAACUAAAAUGGUCGAAGAUCGUCAGACACACGAGGGACUUGAAUGGCCUUGAAUGGGACGGACAGUUCCAGGGUGAAGAUAUCUUCAGCAGCACCAACCAAGAACUUCUUGAGGCCAGAGGCUACAAUCAGCACGUCUUCGACAACCACGCACAGUUGGAUGGCCAAGAGUACGUCCCUCGCUCUCUGUGGGCGGACGACUUCGGCGGGCUAACGGAUCUGCUGCAAACAUAAAUUGCUUAAAAAUAAAAUUACUUAUAGUAAA